AGAGGAGUAGGGCUGUGCGUGGAGUGGACUCGUGCGGCUCUUGUGGCCGGCUUCUCGAUUUUAACCUGGUUUGAAAAUGAGUAAGCGUAGGAAGCUCCCAGCUCAGCCGUCAGCGAGUUCUGAGACCUUCAGCCCGGAUGUCCUCGAUGACGUCUGUGAGCUCUUUGCCAAGAACUUUGCAUACUGUAAGCCACUUACUAACGAGUGGCAGUUCCCAGCUCCUACGGAGGUUUUCACCUGUGACCACACGGAGUUCAAUGCUUUUCUUGACUUGAAGAACUCCCUGAAUGCAGUGAAAAACCUCCUGAGUGAUAAGAAGCUGGAUGAGUGGCACGAACACACCGCUUUCACCAACAAGGCGGGGAAGAUCAUUUCUCACGUGAAAAAGGCUGUGAAUGCCGAGCUUUGCACGCAAGCCUGGUGCAAAUUCCAGGAGAUUUUGUGCAGUUUCCCGCUUAUUCCUCAGGAAGCUUUUCAGAACGGAAAGCUGAAUUCUCUGCACCUCUGUGAAGCUCCAGGAGCUUUCAUUGCUAGUCUCAAUCACUACUUAAAAUCCCACCGGUUCCCCUGUGAAUGGAGUUGGGUAGCUAAUACCCUGAAUCCGUACCAUGAAGCAAACGACAGUCUCAGGAUGAUAAUGGACGACCGACUGAUUGCAAAUACCUUGCAUUGUUGGUACUUUGGCCCAGAUAAUACUGGUGACAUCAUGAACCUGAACUAUCUGGCUGGCCUUCAGGAUUUCCUCAGCAGCAUGCCCACUGUUCACUUGGUCACUGCUGAUGGGAGUUUUGAUUGCCAAGGAAACCCAGGUGAACAGGAAGCUUUAGUCUCUUCUCUGCAUUAUUGUGAAGUUGUCACCGCUCUGACCAUUCUCGGGACCGGCGGCUCUUUUGUUCUAAAGAUGUUUACGUUGUUUGAACAUUGUUCUGUAAACCUCAUGUACCUGCUAAAUUGUUCCUUUGACCAAGUCCAUGUCUUCAAACCUGCUACUAGCAAGGCGGGAAACUCAGAAGUCUAUGUGGUGUGUCUCUCCUACAGAGGAAGAGAGGCUGUCCAUCCUUUGUUGUCUAGGAUGGUGUUGAAUUUUGGGACUGAGAUGACCAGGAAAGCGCUCUUUCCUCAUCAUGUGAUCCCCAAAUCUUUCCUUGAGCGACAUGAAGAGUGUUGUGCAUUCUUUCAUAGAUACCAGUUAGAGACGAUUUCUGAGAACAUUCGUCUUUUUGAGUGCAUGGGGAAGGGGGAACAAGAGAAACUGAAUAAUUUAAGGGAUUGCGCUGUACAAUAUUUUAUGCAAAAAUUUCAACUGAAGCGUCUUUCUAGAAAUCAUUGGCUCGUUAAAAAAUCCAGUAUUGGUUGUAGUACAAACACAAAAUGGUUUGGACAGAUGAACAAGUAUUUUAAAACCUAUAAUGAACGGAAGAUGCUGGAAACCCUUUCGUGGAAAGAUAAAAUCGCCAAAGGAUACUUGAAUAGCUGGGUGGAGGAACAUGCCGUGUAUCAUCCUGGGCAGAAUUCCUUCUUAGAAGGGACUGCUUCCAAUCUCGAGUGCCACUUAUGGCGUAUUUUGGAAGGAAAGAAACUGCCGAAGGUGAAGUGUUCUCCUUUCUGUGACGGGGAGAUUUUAAAGACUCUUAAUGAAGCUGUUGAAAAGUCCUUAGAGGAAGCUUCGAGUUUGGAUUCCAAGUUCAGGCCCAAGCAGCGAUAUUACUGUUGUCACGUGUUUUCAGAGGAACUGUUGUUAUCUGAGCUGUUCAGCCUUACCAAGUGCCUUCAGGGUGAGCAGACUAUAGAGCCCAGCAACCCCAUAAAGUGCUUGCUUGUGGGUUCACCGACUCUCUGUGAUUCCAAACUGCACCCACCCCUGGAAGUCCACCUACUGGAGUCCAUCGAGCUCCUAACCUUCAGCUGUUCCUUGCUGCACGAUGGCGACCCAACAUACCAGCACUUGUUUUUGGAGUGCCUUCUCCACUCACUGAAGCAGCUUCAUACAGGAGAUGUCAUGAUUUUGCCUGUGCUGUCUUGCUUAACCAGAUUCAUGGCCGGCUUGAUCUUUGUUCUUCACAGCUGUUUCAGAUUUAUCACAUUUUCUUGUCCCACGUCCUCUGAGCCCCUCAGGUCCUGUGCAGUCCUGCUGUGCGUUGGUUAUCAGAGCCUUCCCAGUCCCGUUCUCCAGUACCUACAGAACGUUAGCGAGCUGCUGAGCGCUUUGAUCCUCUCUGGUGCGCCCCAGCAGGUUUUACAGUUUGUGCCGAUGGAGGUGCUCCUCCAGGGCACACUGCUGGAUUUUUUGUGGGAUCUGAAUGCUGCCAUUGCUAAAAGGCAUUUGCAUUUGAUUAUUCAAGAAGAGAGAGACAAAGUCAGCAGCAACCUUGAGUCACAGAAUUGAACAUGUCACUGUUGAGAUUUAGUUUUGUGACCUCCAGCUUCUGCCUGCUCUAUUUAAUGCCUUUCGUUUUGGAGAAAUGCCAAUUUUUGUAUCAAAGGACAUUAAUGAUGGAAAGUUAUAGCUUGUUCUGAUCUGAAGGAUAUAUGUACUCAUAGGCACAGAGUUCAGUGCAGGUAGGAGCCAUGCACUGAUGGUACUCAGCCACUAAACAUGUGACAUCGGUAUGUGCUCGGGUGACAACACGCCUCCGCGUGUGCAGUUGAGUUGGUUUCCUUGGCCUGCUGAAGAUUUGCCCUGUGUGCCUUCAUUCAGACUUUUCCCCCAACCGAUGCCUCUCAUUGGCUAAUGCUGUUAUGAUUGUUAGAGAAGUCGUUCAUGAAAAGAGGUGAGUGGCAUCACCUCCUCGGUGUCACUGUUUACUCGGAGCACUUGACCAAUAUGUUAUAAUGGAUUUCAGGGAUCUUUAUACCAGAUUUCUUGAUAAUUGCCACGCAUGGCCUUUAGAUCAGUGGCUUGAUUUUCUUUUGGUUGGAGUGAGACUAGUGUGCUCUUGGGGUGCUGUUUCCCUAGCUGUAACUAUCCAAGUAAUAAAAGGGCAGCUGGAAGCUGGAGCCCAAGGUCAUGGUACAGUGGGAAUUACGUCUGGUAAUUUAUCAUGACGAGCUUCUUUCCGCAGUCUUGGCAUUCUUAAUGUCCAGUAAACUGUGAAUGGAGAGAUGAUUGAGUUUUAGGGCUUCGUGUGUAGUUGUCCCCCGUGGGCUGUGUAGGAACAUGUUGAUCGUAGUGAAUAUCAAGGGAGGUGCGGAACUUUCAGAAUGAUGGCAACACAGUUUUAAUCUUUACUAAAGUUUUUAGUGUGAAUGGCACUUUACUGAGAUUAUCCAUGAAAUGGUUAUAUCAAUUACACUUGAUUUUCUGAGUUAUAUAUUUUUAAUAAUAUAAUGAACU
Molecule: messenger RNA, 3334 nt
Organism: Chionomys nivalis (European snow vole)
Lineage: Eukaryota; Metazoa; Chordata; Mammalia; Rodentia; Cricetidae
Gene: Cmtr2
Product: cap methyltransferase 2
Exons: 2
Coding region: 77-2386 (769 amino acids)
Biological process (GO): 7-methylguanosine mRNA capping
Cellular component (GO): cytoplasm; nucleus
Molecular function (GO): methyltransferase cap1 activity
Source: RefSeq, a predicted model, not a curated record